UGUUCUGUCAGAGACACACCACAAAUACAAUAGGAUUUGGAAAAAGUUUUAUUUGUCAGAGGCCAUAUUGUAGAAUGGAAAUGUACCGUAGAUAAUCAUAGAAAACAAUCUUUAUUUUGACAAUAUUCUGGAAUAAACUCAUUGUCCACAGUAUGGGCUGGUUUCCCGGACUCAGAUUACACCUUGUCCUCCUGGACAAAAAAAGCAUGCUCAAUAUAGAUUCAAUAUAAAAUAUUGUAUUUGUCCAGGACUAGGCUUAAGACAGGAGAGGAGAAGAAGAGGGUGAGCUGGAAUAUACUUAGCUUAGGUACAAGCAUGCUAGGGGGUGCGGGGAGUGGCUAGGGGUAGGCAUGCCCAGGGGUCCUCAACCGCAGUCCAGGAUCAGCAGCACGUCGAGGUAGGCUUGGGCCAGGCACGCCCGGGAGUUAUCAGAUGUAGAAAAGGACAAAAGAAGGGGGUUAGUGGGAGCAUGCUUAGGUACAUCAGAUAAGACACAGUACAGUACACCAGAUGAGACAAACUGACCAUGGGCCCUAGGCAAAAAAAAACUUGCAGCAUAAACACUGGAGACUGGGACAGGGGGAUCGAGAGACAAUGUGGCCCCGUCCAACACCACCCGAGUGCAACAAGCCAGGGACUCAGACCCCGUAAUAGAGUCAAUGGUAUGGAAUCCUAGUUGAGAGUGGGGAGCCGACCAAGCAGAGACAGGAAGGAUGGUUCAUCAGUCCAUACCUUGGAACCUGAUGUCUCUCAGCAUUAAGGAAUUAGGAAACUAGCGCCCUGUCCAGGGGGUAUAGGCUACUUGUACAUCAAGCUGCCUUACGUGACAGAAACAGGAGUUAGGCUUCUGCCCAUGUAGGCCGUUCAUGCUCAGACAAGGAUUAUUUGUCCAAGGUUUAGCUACGUAACGUUACUUACUUGAAUUUACAAGACUGAAACCAAGUCUGAUUCUCUUACAUAAAAGAGGAGCUCUGUAGGAGAAAGACCUGUAUCCAUCUGUUUUCUUAGAUAUUGGGGGAACAAGGAGUCCUGCAUCUUGUGGUUCAAUUCUGUUGUCCCUUUCUAACACAUACCCUUCUCAACUUCUCACCUUCUCUCAUCUCUCCCUUCCUGACACACACCCCCUCCUCCCAAUAGCAGUCAAUCAUAAUGACCUUUAUUGUGCAUCGUACCAUUAGCUAAUUUACCAUUUGUGUUUCCCCUCUUAUCACUCAUAUGUUUAUCCUUGCCUUGGUGGCAGGCGUAGGUUCUCCUACCGACCACCAGGAAGGGGGUUCCAUCAUAGGGAACAUAUUUGAGUUCCCAAUGCAAGUUUUUUCACGAUGCGAAAUCUGAGAAGUUAAACAACUGACACAAGUUAGAAUAGCAAUCUAAAAUUGAAGUUAGAAUGGACAAUCUAAAAUCGAUUAAUAACACACACGUCUGUCUACUUAACGACCUAGAUUAAUAUCACUCCUUGAUUAAAUUCGAACUCACCCUUCUGUCCAGACGCUUUAUAAUUUUUGUUUACAACAAAGUUGGUCCUUGUCUCCUGUUUAUAAUGGUUCAGAUGGUCUUCAAAAGCUUGCAGGCUAGUAAAAUACUAUUACUGAGACAACUCUAGCUACGUCGGCGCGAGUGGUGCAGACCGGACUAUGACGUCACUUUUACAAAUUCGGUAUCCCGUCUAGCCAUGACCGUGCACCCGAUUAGACAACGAUGGGGUGAUUGUUGUCUAAUCCGGUGCAUCAUCGCAGAGCGCCGAAGAGAGAAAUCCCAGCAUGCAGCACUCUCCACCCAGCGAAUAACGUUACAUGGAAACAGAUUGUAUUCAUCCGACAUUUCACUAACUUGCAACCGUUCCGUCUCUCCUAAAUCAUAAAUUAAAAACGGUGUUAUUUAUUCAAUAUUGAUAAAUUGAAGGACUACUACCAAGCUUGGCCAAUAUAUUAGUAGGUUUUUUAAGGUACUCUUUUGACCGCAAAUUCAUUAAACCACAAAACAGGAUAAACUGCGCAAAAAGAUGUCGACCGAGGCAGCUACUCCUGAGAAACCAGGCCAGGGGGAAAUGAUUGGCAAGGCCAAGCAUGAACCUAAUAAUACCAGGAAGGAGAGGCCCCAGAAGCGUGGAGGUGGUCGCUUUGAGCCCUAUGGAAACCCAUCAAAGAGAUACCGUGUGUUUGUCAGCAACAUCCCAUACGAUGUGAAAUGGCAGGCACUCAAAGAUCUAAUGAAAGAAAAAGUGGGUGAGGUAACGUACGUGGAACACUUAAUGGAUGGAGAAGGCAAAUCAAGGGGUUGCGCGGUUGUUGAGUUCAGGACUGAGGAGCUGAUGAAGAAGGCUGUGGAGAAGGUCAACAAGUACAACCUGAAUGGUCGGCCCCUGAUGGUUAAAGAGGACCCAGAUGGUGUGAUUGCCCAGAGGGAUUCCCACAGGGCCCAGGGUGGUGGAGGUGGUGGCGGCCCCCCCGGCGGCCAUGGUGGAAUGAACAUGGGGAUGGAUCGCAUGAAUAUGGAGAGGAUGAACAUGGGCCCAGGACCGGGAGCCCCACCCAUGGUCAACAUCCCCCCCAGUCUCAUGAACAACUCUAACAUCCCCAAUGAGAUCAUCCACGGGCUGCAGGCCGGCAAGAUCGGAAGCACUGUCUUCGUAGCUAGCCUGGACUACAAGGUUGGCUGGCAGAAGCUGAAGGAGGUGUUUGGCAUGGCAGGAGUGGUGGUGCGUACUGACAUCCUGGAGGACAAGGAUGGGAAUAGCAGGGGCAUGGGCACUGUCACCUUUGACAUGCCUAUUGAAGCUGUCCAAGCCGUCAGUAUGUUCAACGGUCAACUGCUGUACAACCGGGUCAUGCAUGUCAAGCUGGAUGAGAAGUCCUUGCCAAAAAGAGACUUUGCACCACCUGAGAGACCCCCAGCACUACCCCGUGGACUGAGUGGCAUUGGGCUGGGACUGGGGCCUGGUGGCCAACCCAUCGACGCCACCGCACUGAACAGAGGAGUUGGAGGAAGAAUGGGCAGCAUUGGACCUGGAGGCAUGGAUGGCAUGGGCUUCGGUGAUGGCAUGGGUAGAAUGGGAGGUGCGGAUGACUUCGGUGGAGGAAUGAACAACAUGGAGUGCUUCGGACCAUCUGGAAUGGGCAGGAUGAAUGAGAUGGACCGUGGGAUUGGUGGUGCUUUUGACCGGGAGUUUGGUCGAAAUGAAAUGGGCAUGUCUCGCAAUAAUUUUGGAGAGUCCUUUGAUAGAGGAAUGGGUAGCUCACUGGGCAUGGACCGCAUGAGCUCUGGCAUGGAUCGCCUGGGUGGUGGAAUGGACCGUCUGGGGGGGAUGGAGCGCAUGGGAAUGGAGAGGAUGGACCGCGUGUCUGAUCUGGACAGGCUGGGGGGGUCUGGCUUUGACAGGAUGGGCUCUGGGCUGGACCGGCUGGGGCCCAGUAUGGAUAGGCUUGGUUCUGGCCUGGAUCGUAUGAGCUCCAGCGUGGACCGCCAGGGCCCAGCUGGGUUUGACCGCCUAGGCCCUUCCAGUUUAGACCGCAUGUCUGCCGGCCUGGACUUCGUCUCCCCCAUGGGCAUGGCGGACCGCAUGAACACCGGCAUGGAAAGGAUGGGAACCAACUUUGACCGAAUGGGGUCUGCCGGCAUCGACCGCUUUUCCACCACUGGACUUGACCGCAUGGGCUCCACGAUGGUCCGCAUGGGCGCUGCCGGUGUUGGAGGCCAGUUUGACCGGCAAGCUGAGAUGGAGCGUGGAGGCUUCGGAGGAAACAGCUUUGGAGGAGCCGGGGCUGGAGCCAACGCCAGGAAGGGUGGUCAGAUCUUCGUCAGAAAUCUGCCCUUUGACUUUACCUGGAAGAUGCUGAAGGAUACCUUCAAUACAUGCGGUCUCGUCCAGUAUGCUGACAUCAAGACGGAGAAUGGCAAGUCCAAGGGCUGUGGCGUGGUUCGCUUCGACAACCCGGAGACUGCAGAGAAAGCCUGUCGCAUCAUGAAUGGCUACAGGCUGAAUGGAAGAGAGAUCGACGUCAGAAUUGACAGAAACGCAUAAUCGUCAACAGAUCCACUGUCAUUUUGACCCUGAUAUUUACAUAUUUAUUGGUUUGUUGGGGAGUUGUAACAGUGCAAAUGUGUACUUUUAGUUACGCUCGUCCCUGCAUUUUUUUGUGACAAUUUUUUUAUUUUUUAUUUUACUUAUACUGAACAAAAAUAUUAACACAAAACGUAGUGUUG
Coregonus clupeaformis (lake whitefish) is the source of this 4203-nucleotide messenger RNA. Its product is annotated as heterogeneous nuclear ribonucleoprotein M-like. Lineage: Eukaryota; Metazoa; Chordata; Actinopteri; Salmoniformes; Salmonidae. Bases 2003 to 4021 code for a protein of 672 amino acids. Gene Ontology annotation, biological process: regulation of mRNA stability involved in response to oxidative stress; alternative mRNA splicing, via spliceosome. Gene Ontology annotation, cellular component: cytoplasm; post-mRNA release spliceosomal complex; nucleus. The record is from RefSeq and is a predicted model, not a curated record. Gene Ontology annotation, molecular function: mRNA binding. The transcript is spliced from 16 exons.